AUGUCGUACAAACAGUAUAAUCCGUCCAAAAAAGCGCGCUUUGGAGUGAAAUUUUAUAAAUUAUGUGAAUCCAAGUCGGGCUAUUGCAUUCAAUUCAAAAUCUACACUGGUCAAGAUUUAGACAGAAAUACGAAUGUAAGUGCAUCUGAAAAUGUGACAAUGUUUAUGUUCACAGUACUAGCUGGUUACGGGCAUACUCUAUUUUUGGACAAUUGGUAUUCUUCGGCAAGCCUAUUUCAAAAACUACAAUCUAUAAAAAUUAACGCCAUAGGAACAGUAAGAUGCAAUAGGAAGAAUAUGCGUAAACAACUCGCAGCUGCAAAACUAAAACAAUCUGACGUGAUAUCGCACUCGUGUAAUGGAAUUUUUGGAAAGACAAAAAUGGAAAGACAAAAAAGACAUAUAUGUAAUAUCUACGAAACAUACAAAAAUUGA
Molecule: messenger RNA, 435 nt
Organism: Vespa mandarinia (Asian giant hornet)
Lineage: Eukaryota; Metazoa; Arthropoda; Insecta; Hymenoptera; Vespidae
Product: piggyBac transposable element-derived protein 4-like
Source: RefSeq, a predicted model, not a curated record